AUGGCAUCUGUAGUCUCACUAGCUAUCCUAGCCAGCUUUUGGCUCUGGGGCCGCCUUGACAGACAAAUCGCAUCCACAGCUCAUGCCUCCUACCAGCCGGUCCCAUUGUCUAACAAUCCCUCCUACAAGCCCAACAAGGACGUCAGCAUCAUCACCUGCGCGCUUGAUCCUCCUUCCGCCUUCACCGCCAGCCUGCGCUCAUGUCUCGACAACGACCCCCUAGAACUAAUCAUUGUGACUACAGAGAAGCAUCUGGGUGAUUUCCACAAGAGAUUGGAGAUGGCCUCCCUGACAGCAGACCAAGCAGCCAAAGUCUCCGUCCUCGCCAUAGAUCCCUCUAAGUCCGGCAAGCGCGAGCAAAUGAAGAUCGGCAUCGAAGCUGCCACCGGCCACAUCAUCGCUACGGUAGACGACCACAUCCUGUACUAA
Molecule: messenger RNA, 429 nt
Organism: Pseudomassariella vexata
Lineage: Eukaryota; Fungi; Ascomycota; Sordariomycetes; Amphisphaeriales; Pseudomassariaceae
Exons: 2
Coding region: 1-429 (142 amino acids)
Source: RefSeq, a predicted model, not a curated record